Molecule: messenger RNA, 2604 nt
Organism: Lactuca sativa (garden lettuce)
Lineage: Eukaryota; Viridiplantae; Streptophyta; Magnoliopsida; Asterales; Asteraceae
Product: inositol-tetrakisphosphate 1-kinase 1
Biological process (GO): inositol trisphosphate metabolic process
Cellular component (GO): cytoplasm
Molecular function (GO): inositol-3,4,5,6-tetrakisphosphate 1-kinase activity; ATP binding; inositol-1,3,4-trisphosphate 6-kinase activity
Source: RefSeq, a predicted model, not a curated record
CAGUCUCGUUAACUCCGAGAAUCUCACCGGUGUUUCUAUAUCGCUUCAUAUAUACAUAUACACCCUUUGUGUAUCUCUAUAUUCAAAAUCUGAAAACCCUAAUUUUUUGUCUGAAAAUCUUUGUUAUGAGUGUUGUGAUUGCAUUUUUGAAAUCAGAAGGGAAUAAAAUUUUGCAGGAAUGGCGGAAAUGACGACGACGAAGCGAUUCAGUAUAGGUUACGGGCUGUUAAUGAAGAAACAGAAGAGUUUUAUCCAGGAUUCUUUGGUGAAUUUAGCGAAAGAACGCGGUAUCGAUCUUAUCAAGAUCGACACCGACAAGCCGUUGGUGGAUCAAGGUCCUUUUGAUUGUGUGCUUCAUAAGUUGUACGGGGAAGAAUGGAGGAAACAACUCCGGGAAUACUUGGUUUAUAACCCUAACGCUAUUGUAGUCGACUUUCCGGAUGCAAUCGAGCGGCUACACAACCGGAUUUCGAUGCUCGACGUUGUGUCGGAAAUUGAAGAGGUGAAAAGCGAUGAGAUGGCGUCGUUUGGGAUACCGAAACAGAUUGUGAUAUACGAGCCGGAGAAGUUGAAAGAGGCGAAGACGUGGGGCGAGGGUUUGAAGUUUCCGGUGAUUGCAAAACCCUUGGUGGCGGACGGGAGCGCAAAAUCGCAUAAGAUGUUGUUGAUUUUCAGUAGCGAGGGUUUUGAUAAACUGAAACCCCCUACUGUUCUGCAGGAGUUUGUGAACCACGGCGGGGUUAUCUUCAAAGUGUAUGUCGUCGGGAAGUAUGUGAAAUGCGUGAAACGGAAAUCGUUGCCGGACAUUGCAGAAGAGAAAUUGGAGAGUUUGCAUGGUUCUUUAUCAUUCUCUCAGGUUUCUAACCUGACUUCACAUGACAGAAACGAUGAUAAGUACUAUAAGAGGAUGGAUUUGGAAGAUGCAGAGAUGCCACCGAUGAGUCUGAUAACCAACAUUGCUCGUGGAUUGCGUAAGGCAAUGAAACUCCACCUCUUCAAUUUCGAUGUCAUCAGGGAUACCAAAGUUGGGAACAGAUACCUUGUUAUCGACAUCAACUACUUCCCUGGAUACGCAAAGAUGCCUGGUUAUGAAUCUGUUCUUACUGAUUUCUUCUGGGAUGUGUUGAACAAGAAAGAAGCUAGAUCUUUCAACAGCGACAAAGAGUUAAUGAAGUUGGUGGGCAACAAUGGUGCAGGGUCUGAUAAUGAAUCUUCUGCAUAACAAAAGAAGAACCAAGAAAGAUCUGAUGAUAUGCUCAAGGAGAUGAAGAUCAGUUCUGUUCAAAAACAAAAGGAUUUUUGCGGGUCAAAUGGACCGUUGUCAAACUCUUCUCCGAUUGGUCGUCUCACCCCGUCUUCGGACUCACACCACAACCAGAGCACUGGCCUCGUGUCUUUUGUUGUGCCACAUCAGAUUCUCACGCAUGGAAAAGCUUCCACUCCGAUUAGCCUUAGACCAUCUCCAACUCAUCUCCAUUUUCCCCCAUAAAUGGAGUAAAUAGUGUUUCAUCUACAACCUUACUUUAUUUUCUACCCCAUUUUUUACCCCAAAAAAUAUAUUCCUAGAAUAUUCCAUUUUUAUAACUUAUAUAUAUAUAUAUAUAUAUAUAUAUAUAUAUAUAUAUAUAUAUAUAUAUAUAUAUAUAUAUAUAUAUAUAUAUAUAUAUUGUCAAAUACACCCCUCUACUAAUUAAACUUAUAUUUAUACAUUUUUAAUUAGUAGGUUGAAGAAAUGAAGUUUGGGGGUGGGUUGGAGAUGCUCUCAUUCUCCAUUUUCCCCAUUUCUUCACGCAUUCUUCUCCAACCCUCCCCCAUUUUGGGGGAUAUGAAUAGUAUUACACCAAAUAUGGUGUUAUAGUAUUCAUUUCUCCUAGAAUGGAGAUGAACUUUACGUUGUCGAUUUUAGUCCCUCUGUUAUAUAUUUAUACAUUUUUAGUUUAUUUUUAUCUACUAAUUAUAAUUUAAAUAUAGUAUUUAAUACUUAUAAUAUUUUGUUAUAUAUUAAAUUAUAUUAAUUAAUUAUAAAUAUAAAGUUUGUUUUUUGUUCAUCAAAUUUAUAUAAAAAUUUAAAUACAUAUUGACGUUUUAAAAACGAUAACGUAUUUUACAAAAACUUAUAAUUAAAAUAUAUAUUACAAACAUGAUAACAUAUGCUAUUAAACAUAUAGUUAACCUAUAUAUUACAAUAAUAAUCUAAUAAAAACCAACAAGUGACAAUACUAUUAUUUAUUUAUUUAAUAUUUAUUUAAAAGUAUGUAUGUGUAAUAUUUUUAUAAAUGCAUGUAUAAUAUGUAUUUAUAAGUUUAUUAUAAAUAAUUUUUUGUAUUUAAUAUUAAUCUAAUGAAAAAUAUAUAGAUUAUAUAUUUGUUAAAACUAAAUUAGUAGAGGGGUGUGUUUGACAAUCUAUAUAAGUUGGAGUAAUGGAAUAUAUUAAGAAUAUACUUUUUAGGGGUAAAAAUGGGAUAAAAAUGAAGUAGGGUUGAAGAUCAAACACUAUUUGCCUUAUUUUUUACUCAAUUUUUAGAAGGAAAAAUAAAAAUAGGUUAGAGAUUGUCUUAAUGUGGACAAAAUAAUUAUUCAAAUUAAUGAUUUUCAAUUUAGUUC